Messenger RNA from Fonsecaea multimorphosa CBS 102226, 624 nucleotides. RefSeq lists its product as uncharacterized. NCBI's taxonomy places the organism in Eukaryota, Fungi, Ascomycota, Eurotiomycetes, Chaetothyriales, Herpotrichiellaceae. The coding region runs from base 1 to 624 and encodes 207 amino acids. The record is from RefSeq and is a predicted model, not a curated record. The transcript has a single exon.
AUGAAGCAAGCUGCGUCGUCCUCCGCUCGCCUCUGGACCUCUGUUCUUCAUGACGUCCAAGCUUCCUCUCUCGUGAGGGUGCAAUGUUGGCAUAGAAGAGCGGCAUCCCUAGCUCAACCGUUCAGCACAACUUCCUCCCUUGCACAAAAGAACCGUGUUCUCACUUCAUUCCGGACGCCGCCUCAAUUCCACGAUGCCCUCCGCCUCAUCUCCGCAAACAACACGCUCAUGCUGGCCCUCUUUACCACCUCUACAUGCACACCCUGCCGGACAAUAACGCCCCUGUUGACGUCCCUUGUUGAAACUCGACCGCCGUCGCCGGAAGACAAGUACUCGUCCCUUGCUUUUGCAGAAAUAGAGCUGGACUCUCCAGACACGAGCAACGGCAACAUGAUGGACCUGGGAGUGGAAUACGGAGUCAGGAGCAUGCCUACGUUGAUGGGGUUCGGGGGCCGCAGAGCGGAAAGAGUCACGGAACGGGUGGUGGACACGAGGAUGAUGAGCGAUGAGAAAGCCAUGGCGGAGUGGAUCGACCAAGAGAUGAAGAAGGGUGAUCCAUUCCCGAGCUCUGACCAAAGUGGCGGCAGAGGCGGAGGGUUUCUCGCAAGGAUUUUCGGGUCCUAA